Molecule: messenger RNA, 4441 nt
Organism: Gymnodraco acuticeps
Lineage: Eukaryota; Metazoa; Chordata; Actinopteri; Perciformes; Bathydraconidae
Gene: zdhhc16b
Product: zinc finger DHHC-type palmitoyltransferase 16b
Exons: 9
Coding region: 2230-3453 (407 amino acids)
Biological process (GO): protein palmitoylation
Cellular component (GO): Golgi apparatus
Molecular function (GO): palmitoyltransferase activity
Source: RefSeq, a predicted model, not a curated record
UCGACUUCAAUACAUACUUUUUCUGAAAUAAGGUCCCAUGGAGGAAAGGGAGGGACUUCGCCUCUAUAUUCUAAACAUAUCCUGGGCUCAUUUUAGUUACUGUCAUCAUAAACUAAUGUAUCUUUCACACAGCUUUAAUUAUAUGUUUUUAAUUAGGUGCAUUUUUUUAUUCAUAGUUUUCUAACUUAAUUAUAAGAGACAGAAAAUGCAGGCUGAUUAUUUGGAUCAUUCAACUAUUUUUAUCAAUUUCUUUCAUGGUAAAAAUGGGCUUUUACAGAUUAAUAUGGAUUAUUACACUGAUGUUAUAGCAUUAAUAAUGAGGCGCAUGAAACCCAUUAUAAGGAAAGCAAGAGAAACAGUGUCAUCAGGUGUCACAUUGACGUCACAUAUUAUGCGAGAUGACCUAAUUUGAACCUAAUAGGGAGGCGUGUGGCGCAGUGGAUUAGUGCGUUGGUGUUUGGAUCAGGGGGGCGCAGGUUCAAACCCCACUGCAGUCAGCAUGUCGUUGUGUCCCUGAGUCACUUGACCCCAAAUCGCUCCUGUGGGGAUCGCCCACAGUAUUGAGUAUGUAAGUCGCUUUGGAUAAAAGCGUCUAACAAGUAACAUGUAAUGUAAUGCACUCUAGGCAUUUUUAAUUGAUACUGUAGUAAUUGAGUUUAAGUAGCAUCUGAAACAGGUGGUUGUUGACCGGCCUGACCCUCACUGCCUAAUAAAGGACCCCUGAUUAGUGUCUCUCAUUAUUAAUGCCGACCCGAACAAGCCUUGUCUGUGUAACCAAUACUCACUUUCAUGAAAUGGAUCAGGUUUUAUUUCCUUCUUGCUUAAGACAUUCAUCCUGUUGCAUUUCCCUCUUACAGAGUUACCUCUCUGCAUCUCCACGGCAAGUUUCUAACAACUGCUUGGCCUCGAGAUGUGGAUUUGCUGUGAAUGAUUAACAGGAGACUGAUGGGCAUUACUCGUUGAAUAUCUGUUCUGCCUAUUCGACCCAAACAACCCCCAAAACCAAGAUCCUCAAUCUUUAUUAUAGGCCUGUCAGAUAGACAAUAUUUGAGCAAGUCAUACAUGCGAAAACAAUAUUUUUGGUAUUUUAAGACCAGUUUAUGCCUCUAAUGUAAUGUUUUAUGCCUAUUAAAACAAUGUAAUAGCAUAGAAACACAGGCUUUCAAAGUGUAAUGAACUUUGAAUUCCUAGGAAUAUUCAACAUGUCGUUUUACUUCUGAAUUAUUAACAGGAGACGUUUAAUUGGUAGGCGCUGAUGGGCGUUACUCACCAAAUGUUGAAUAUCUGUUCUGCCUACUCGACCCAAACAACCCCCAAAACCAAGAUCCUUAAUCUUUAUUAUAGGCCUGUCAGAUAGAUGAUUUAGGAGCAAGUUAUUGUCCCAAAAAGACACGCGAUAAACAAUGUAAUUGGUAUUUUUAGACCAUUUUCUGCCACUAAUGUAAUGUUUUAUGCCUAUUAAAACAAUGUAAUAGCAUAGAAAUACAGGCUUUCAAACAGUAAUGAACUUCUAAUUCUUAGGAAUAGUCCAAAAUUGAAUUGGAAACAAAAAUAAGUCGCUAACAAAAGUGUUCCAGUUCAUUUCCAUAUAGUUACUAUAAGUUGAUGGCAUACAAAUGGCCUGGAGAUGUAGAUUUGCUCUGAAUUAUUAACAGGAGACGUUAAUUGGUAGGCGCUGAUGGGCGUUUGAGCAAGUUAUAAAUGCGAUAAUCAAUAUAAUUGGUAUUUUAAGACCAUUUUAUGCGACUAAUAUAUUGUUUUAUGACAAUUAAAACAAUGUAAUAGCAUAAAAAUACAGGCUUUCAAAGAGUAAUGAACUUUUGUUUAAUUGGUAGGUGCUGAUGGGCAUAACUCACCAAAUGUUGAAUAUCUGUUCUGCCUACUUGACCCAAACAACCCCCAAAACCAAGAUCCUUAAUCUUUAACAUAAACCUGUCAGAUAGAUAAUUUAGGAGCAAGUUAUUGUCCCAAAAAUAUAAUGUUUUAUGACUAAUCAUACAAAGUUAUAGCAUAGAAAUACAGGCUUUCAAAGAGUAAUGAACUUUUAAUUCCUAGGAAUAUUCAAAAUGUCGCUUUGCCUCUGAAUUAUUAACAGGAGACGUUUAAUUGGUAGGUGCUGAUGGGCGUUACCUGAGAGCCUGGCCUUGUUUUCUGUGACUGACAUGUGUCGCAGAACUUGAAUUGAGCUUUUUUUCGAGGGGUGGAGGUCCCACUACUUGAAGGAUAUCAAUGGAAAACUCCGUCAUGCUGCGCUACGAAGAGCUGCUGUUUUACGCCGCCUGUGUUUGUAACUGCUGGACCGUGUGUCUGUGUGUGUGUGUGUGUCAGAGUGUGUGUAGGAAAGGUGGUGGUGGUGGUGGUGGUAUGGGCAGCAGCUGGAGGUGGCAUCUCUCCCGCACCAUGAGGCUGGCGAUGCGUUGGUGCCGAGGCCCACAGAGGGGGGGUGGAUGCGGGGGAAACAGACCCUGGAUCAGCGGGCGGUGUUUUGAGGUGUGGAGCUACAGCAAGAUGCUGCUCAGGUCUCUGUACUUCAACAGCCUCACCAACGCUGACACUCUGCUGGACUGUGCCUUCGAACCAGUCUACUGGAUUGUGGAUAAUGUGACCCGCUGGUUCGGAGUGGUGUUCGUCUGCCUCGUCAUCCUGCUGACCACCUCAGUUGUGGUCAUCAUCUACCUGUUCGUUUUACCCACAAUCCUCAGCACCUACCCUCUGUACAUGAUCGUGUGGCACCUCUGCUACGGCCACUGGCUCCUCGUCAUGGUGGUCUUCCAUUACUACAAGGCCACCACAACAGCAGCAGGAAGCCCACCCAAGGAGAAAACUCAGAUUCCAGCGGUGUCCAUCUGUAAGAAAUGCAUCACUCCCAAACCUCCCAGGACGCACCACUGCAGCAUCUGCAACCAGUGUGUUUUGAAGAUGGACCACCACUGCCCCUGGUUGAAUAACUGCGUGGGUCACUUCAACCACCGCUACUUCCUCUCCUUCUGCCUCUACACGACGCUGGGCUGCGUGUACUGCAGCAUCAGCAGCAAGGACAUGUUCCUAGACGCCUACAACACCAUAGAGAGAUACUACCAGACCCCUCCUCCCACCGAGCCCUACGUCGAGUCCACGGCUCACAAGAGCAUCAUCUUCCUCUGGGUGCUGACCAGCUCGGUGUCCGUGGCUCUGGGAGCUCUCAGCCUCUGGCACAUGAUCCUGAUCAGCCGAGGAGAAACCAGCGUGGAGCGACACAUCAACCACAAAGAGACCCGCCGGCUGAGGGACAUCGGAAAGGUUUUCAAAAACCCAUAUCAUCACGGGACGAUGAACAACUGGAAGUUACUGCUGGGGGUGGAAAAAAGGAGUCACUGGUUCACCCGGGUCCUCCUGCCCUCCAGCCACCCCCCCAACGGAGACGGCAUCCUGUGGGAGUUCAGCUUCAGCAGGAGAGACCCCAUGGCCAUCUGACCCUCACCUUUGAACCUUAUCAACGAGCAUUUACACCACAAUCAGAUCGGACAGAGAAGCUCCUGCAGCAACGAGGGGACAGAAGCUCUGUCGUUGCACCGUGUGAACAGGGGACUACAUGAGGAAAACACUUGUUCUGAAGCUCCGUCAUCCUUUCCCACCCGUCUCCAUCUGAACACUUUGUCACCCUGCGACUGCAACGCUGACUUAUUAGAUUUAUAAACGUUGCUGCUGGCCAGCACCGUUGUAAAUCCCAAACUCACCCUCCUUUCCAUUUGUAGUAGACACAAACAAAUGACUUUGAGCACCUCAAAUGUUGCACUGAGAGGAAAGCCUUUUUUUUUCUUCAUACAAUGUUUUUGUAAGAUGACAGAUGGAGGAUAACGCAGAUUUGGAGACCCCAAUAUCUACAGAUACGGCACAUUAAAGGUGCUCAUGUUGAAGCUUCAUCAAGAUGGAUAAUGCAGCUCCUUUAAUAAUGUGGCACUGUGGAUAUUUGAGCCCGUAAUAACGAGACUGACAUCUUGAAAUAUUUUCAAUGUUCAUUUUGUUCUACAUGUCCUGUGAGUGUUUAGAUAACUGUCAUUUUCAAGUUUACUUCUCUGCAUGUUUACUUUGCCGUUGUGUUCAGUGCUAACGAGAUUAAGAAUCUGGUAUCAAAAGAGAGCGAAAACCAAAAGAUGUAUUAACUUUUUUUUAUUAUGUUUUUCUGCUUUAGGUAAAGAAAGGAAAAACCGCACAGCAUCUUUUUAUCAUCAACAUUUCUGAUAAAUUGUUGUGUGCCUUGUUUGGUUAAAGUUGUGUGACAUUCCUGAUUUCUUUUUUAACGUGUUUGUACUGAUAACUUAAAGAUGGGUGAUUGGACCCAUAGUUGCCACAGAAACAUGACGUACAGCUGUGAUAUCAUGUGUAACCAAUGAGAGCUGUGCUCCAGUUUCAAAUGUAAUUUGUCCUUUUUUUUUUUUUUAAUAAAAAGUUUGAUAUUAAA